This is a messenger RNA of Ostrea edulis (European flat oyster), 1195 nucleotides long. RefSeq lists its product as uncharacterized. Gene Ontology annotation, molecular function: chitin binding. The record is from RefSeq and is a predicted model, not a curated record. Gene Ontology annotation, cellular component: extracellular region. The transcript is spliced from 12 exons. Lineage: Eukaryota; Metazoa; Mollusca; Bivalvia; Ostreida; Ostreidae. The coding region runs from base 46 to 1002 and encodes 318 amino acids.
UAUUUCAUUCUGAAAGCGGACUGCGAGUAUCUUCGUUCAAGUGAUAUGGGAUCAAGAAACAACCCGGUGAGAGGAACGCAAAACGGAUACCCGAGCAAUCCACAUGGUACAGAAGACUACCCUCCGUACCCUCCUCCAGACUACCCAUGGAACGAUCUCAACAGUAAUACGCCACGGGUCUCGUCAAUCAAUCAGUCAUCAUCAUCGAAUCCGGGUUCGAGUUCGUAUGGUCCGGUGGUGAAUACAGCAUCUACGAGUUCAGGUGAUGAGAGAAAUCCAACAAUUGGCAAUCGUCCUGGACCUGGACUCUAUGAUAAUAAUGUCCCUACUAUCAGAAGUCUUCCACCUUUUAUUCCACAGCCAGAUUACGAUUACAUACAGCAGCUUAACAGUUCUAACUCAUUCAAGAAUGAGAAACAGCGUCGAUCCUGCAAAAAGACAAAGAUUCUUAAAUUUAUCGUCAUUGCAACCAUACUUGUAGGCAUAGGUAUUCUAGUUGCAAUGGCAUUGUCUCCUAAUCUUUUUCCUACAACUGACAAUCCAGAUGUAAAUAAAGGUAUUAGUGAUUUGAGGACCAGCGUGCAGAUGAUGCGUGCGAAUCAGAUGCAACAAAACGAAACAAUCAACGUGGUCGUCAAUACAAUUAAUCAAGAUGUGGAGGAAUACAAAUAUAUAAAUGAUUCAAUAAAAGAUCUCCAAAACCGAACACAAAGUUUAUUGACUAGAAUGGAAAGAUAUAUUGCCGACCUUAAAGAACAGUUUCUGGGUUACAUUUACCAAAGAUUUGCAGGUUGCUGUGGUAACCGCGUGAAUAUCACCGUGGGGCUCUGCGUUGACGACUGCACAAACGUUGAUGAUGGUGAUUACCAGUCCUGCAGAACGUGUCAUGGAUACAUCACGUGUUCAAAUCAGUUGAUCUUUCGCAGGAACUGUUCCGACAGUUUUCUUGUUUGGGAUGAUAUUCUUAAAAGAUGUGAAUGGAACAGUGAUACUUGUCGGUGAUAGUUUUACAAGUAUACAAUUAUCCAAAACUGUAUAUAACCUAUGGGAAUUAUUUGUAUUUUCCAUACUAGUCUUUAAAAUGACUGUUUUCCAUGUGAUGUUUUGUAUUUCUAUGUCUCCGAUUUCAUUGUGAUAUUUCAUCCUUUUUGAGUUUCAGUGGUUGAAGAACAUUAAACUUAUGCGAUCAUAAGAA